Messenger RNA from Aspergillus clavatus NRRL 1, 522 nucleotides. Its product is annotated as ubiquitin-40S ribosomal protein S31 fusion protein. Gene Ontology annotation, molecular function: ubiquitin protein ligase binding; structural constituent of ribosome; protein tag activity. Gene Ontology annotation, biological process: modification-dependent protein catabolic process; protein ubiquitination; translation. Gene Ontology annotation, cellular component: cytoplasm; ribosome; nucleus. The transcript is spliced from 4 exons. Bases 1 to 522 code for a protein of 173 amino acids. The record is from RefSeq and is a predicted model, not a curated record. NCBI's taxonomy places the organism in Eukaryota, Fungi, Ascomycota, Eurotiomycetes, Eurotiales, Aspergillaceae.
AUGGGACACAUGAAUCUGCUAUCUCAUCUCGUUCCUGGUGCUUCGCCUUCAUUCAAGAUGCAGAUCUUCGUCAAGACCCUUACGGGUAAGACUAUCACCCUCGAGGUGGAGUCUUCGGAUACCAUUGACAAUGUCAAGUCCAAGAUCCAGGACAAGGAGGGAAUUCCCCCAGACCAGCAGCGCCUGAUCUUCGCCGGCAAGCAGCUCGAGGACGGCCGCACUCUCUCUGACUACAACAUCCAGAAGGAGUCGACCCUGCACCUCGUGCUCCGCCUGCGUGGUGGUGGCAAGAAGCGCAAGAAGAAGGUCUACACCACCCCCAAGAAGAUCAAGCACAAGCGCAAGAAGACCAAGCUCGCCGUCCUCAAGUACUACAAGGUUGACGGCGAUGGCAAGAUCGAGCGUCUCCGCCGCGAGUGCCCCUCCCCCGAGUGCGGUGCUGGUAUCUUCAUGGCUGCUAUGCACAACCGCCAGUACUGCGGCAAGUGCCACCUCACCUACGUCUUCGACGAGUCCAAGUAA